UCUUUCUCCCAUCAUUAUAUGUUUGCGAGCUCUCUUCCCUCUCCUAUUAUCAGCUGCGGGACUCCCCCUUUCACUUCCUCCCCUCCCCCGACCUGCUCGAAGUAAAACUACCGUCCCUAGUGCUCCAACUUUCUUUGCCUCUGCAUCUCCUAAAGUCAUAGGAUGGCAGCAUUUCUGAAAUCCCUUCGGAAUCUGAAGAAUGAGAUCGUUCUAUUCUCUACCCCGUUACUUCUUCUCCCGCUGCCUUUAGUCAUUGGAACAAAGGAGGCAGCAUGUGCCUAUGUGAUCAUCCUGAUGGCAGUGUACUGGUGUACAGAGGCCUUACCUCUGGCUGUCACUGCCCUGCUCCCUGCUGUCCUCUUCCCCAUGUUUGGCAUCAUGCAGUCCAAAGAUGUUUGUAUGCAGUACCUGAAGGACACCAACAUGUUGUUUGUGGGAGGACUGAUGGUGGCGGUGGCAGUGGAGCACUGGAACCUGCACAAACGCAUUGCCCUCCGAGUGCUACUCUUUGUAGGGGUGCGCCCCGCUCUUCUGAUGCUGGGCUUCAUGGGGGUGACAGCCUUCCUGUCCAUGUGGAUCAGUAACACAGCCACCACAGCCAUGAUGGUGCCCAUCGUCCAGGCUGUUCUGGAGCAGCUCAACAACUACACAGAGACUGAGAUGCCUGUGAUCCUCAGCACUGAGGAGGACACCCAGCCUCAGGAACUCACUGACCGCAAACAGAUGGAGAAACAGGCAGAGGGACAUGUUGUGGUGACCUGUUUAGACCCGUUUGUGGAGGCUAUCCGGCGUAAGGAGGCUGCAGACAAGAAGAAGAUGUGUAAGGGCAUGACGCUGUGUGUGUGCUACGCCGCCAGCAUCGGGGGCACUGCCACCCUCACAGGGACUGGCCCCAACCUGGUGCUCAAGGGACAGAUGAACCAGCUGUUUCCUAACAAUGGCGAUGUCAUCAAUUUUGCGUCCUGGUUCGGCUUUGCUUUCCCCAACAUGAUCCUGAUGCUGACCCUGGCUUGGCUCUGGCUGCAGUUUGUCUUUAUGGGAUUCAAUUUUAAGAAGACGUGGGGCUGUGGGGUAGUAAAGACAGAGAAAGAAAUAGCUGUGUACAAUGUGAUCAAGGAGCAGCAUCGUCAGCUGGGCUCCAUGUCUUUUGGAGAGCUGAGUGUGUUGGGUCUCUUCAGUUGUCUGGUGGUUCUGUGGUUCACCAGAGAUCCUGGCUUCGUGGCAGGCUGGGCCACAUACAUCUUCAAUGCUGACGCAGAGUAUGUAACUGAUGCCACAGUGGCAGUGUUCAUCGCUGUCCUUCUCUUCGUCCUACCUUCCAAGCCCCCGCGCUUCUGUUGCAGGAGGUCCCAAAGCUUUGACACUGAGCACCAACACCCAGCUGACCCCACACCAGCUCUGCUGACCUGGAAGGUGGCCCAGAAGAAGUUACCCUGGAGCAUCGUUCUCCUCUUGGGGGGAGGGUUCGCCCUGGCCAAGGGCAGCGAGGAGUCAGGUCUGUCUAUGUGGAUGGGGGACCAGAUGACUCCCCUCCACACCAUCCCACCCUGGGCCAUCGCUGUCAUCCUGUGUCUGCUGAUCGCCAUCUUCACAGAGUGCACCAGUAAUGUGGCCACUGCUACUCUCUUCCUACCUGUCCUCGCCUCAAUGUCCCAGUCCAUUGGAAUGAAUCCUCUGUACGUCAUGGUGCCUUGUACUCUCAGUGCUUCCUUUGCCUUCAUGCUACCUGUGGCCACACCGCCCAAUGCUAUCGUCUUCUCAUACGGCUACCUCAAGGUUUCGGACAUGGCUAGGACAGGUAUAGUGAUGAACAUCAUCGGCAUCCUGUGCAUCACUCUGGCCAUCAACAGCUGGGGCAGGGCCAUGUUCCACCUAGACACCUUCCCUACUUGGGCCAACACUACUGGGGUUUGAGGGCACCGAGGGGCCACGGUCCACACCAUGAGGAAUGCACAUAGAGGGCCCUUAAUGUGCCAUGGACCUCUGGCGAGAAAGGCACCAACGUGACUGGUCGUAAUAGGUUGUUGGGAGAAAAGCCACAUGGCUUCCAUUACAAAGGACACUUGAAUAACCCUGUGGAAAGAGAGGAUGGAUGGAUGGAUGGAUGAAUGGAUGGAUGGAUGG
Messenger RNA from Oncorhynchus masou masou (cherry salmon), 2124 nucleotides. RefSeq names its product Na(+)/citrate cotransporter-like. Gene Ontology annotation, cellular component: membrane. Gene Ontology annotation, biological process: transmembrane transport; citrate transport. The transcript is spliced from 12 exons. The record is from RefSeq and is a predicted model, not a curated record. Bases 163 to 1914 code for a protein of 583 amino acids. Gene Ontology annotation, molecular function: citrate transmembrane transporter activity; succinate transmembrane transporter activity; sodium:dicarboxylate symporter activity. NCBI's taxonomy places the organism in Eukaryota, Metazoa, Chordata, Actinopteri, Salmoniformes, Salmonidae.